AUGUCUAAAGACUUAUGGGAAGCUUUACAAAACCUCAAUCUGGGCUCAGAAAGAUCUCCUAUGAGGAUGUCUCGUGAAGCUUUAAAGGAUCGCGAAGAUGCAAAUAAACUCAGUUUAGUGGUGAAGUGUUUAAAUCCCCAGCAUCAGAAACCAAUAGGAAUGAAAGGUGCUCUUCCUAAGGCUUGGAAUCUGCAAGGUAAGGUCACGAGCAGAAUCAACGAUGAUGACACAGUCCAAUUUUUCUUCAAGGCAGAGCAUCACUUAAUGACAGUUCUUGAAAAUGGGCCUUGGCACUAUAAUUUAUGGAUGGUAGCAAUUGACCGUUGGACACGACGUCUACUUCUCACUUUUUUAACUGAGAUUUCAUUUUGGGUAAGAAUCCUCAAUAUUCCUGAAGAGUUUAGAUCUGACGCUGUUGUUCAUGAAGUGGGAGGAGUUCUUGGGCAUAUAGAUGAAGUUCGAUUCCAGGAAGCUACUGAAGAGACAAACGGGGAGGUUUUAGCUCGUGUUACAAUGAAUAUAAACGACCGACUCAUCUGUGUCAGGUAUAUUGAAUUUGAUCCUUCCAAGCCACCGGUUAUGAUCAGAUUUGUUUUUCCGAAGCUCCGCAAGUUCUGUUUUCGUUGUGGUUCUCUACGACAUGACCAAUCAAGUUGUGAUUAUGCAAUCCAAAUUCCACAAAUUGAUGAUGAGGAUACGUUUCCAGCUAGGCCGAGGGAGGAAGAUGACAUGUCUAUCACUCCAGAAUACAUCCCUCUUACAAUCAGAGAAUAUGGUGCCACAUCUAAAUUUCCUACAGGAGAGAUAGUCAAAUCUGUUGCUAUUGGUCCUAAUGAUGAAACAUCUGCAACUCUUAUUAAAGAAGCUUCAUUAAUCACUCAACCGGUUCCUCCUGCAGACAAUCAUCAAACAUUACAGACACAAAUCAUAAGGGAUAUCACAAAUCAUACCAAUCAAGUUGUUACUAAAGAUGAUGUUGACCCUGCUUUGACCACGGACAGAGGUCAAAAAAGAAAAGUUCAAGACAUGUUAAUGGAGGAUCAAGCCUCAACUUCUAAGCCUAGAACUAAAGGUGCUUUUCAGGGGAGGGGGCUUAAGAGGAACCCUCUGACAAUUCCAUACCUGAAGGAUAUCAGGAAGUCUACUAAACCUGAUAUCUUGUUCCUCGUAGAAACAAAAAAUGGUUUCCAAUAUGUAAAUAACUUAGGUAGGGAACUGGCUUAUCCAAAUAGUUUUAUUCUUCCUUCAGAAGGUAGUAGUGGAGGCAUGGCGAUUUUUUGGAAUGAUGCGGUGAAGGUAGAUUUUGUUGAUACUCCUUCGUUGAACUAUACUGAUCUGUAUAUUUCAGAGCCGGGAUCACCAACUUUUUUGAUUACUUAUGUAUAUGGUGAUCCAGAUUACAAGCAUCAUAACAGAAUGUGGGAUACAAUGACUUUUUGGGCUGAAGCAGGUUUGUACAGGGGAAAACCUAGAUUAGUAUUAGGAGAUUUCAAUGACAUACUUAGUAAUGAGGAAAAGUUUGGAGGACCGCAAAAAUCAGAAAACUCUUUCAAGUUUUUCAGGAAAAUGCUUAACACAUCUGGAUUGCAUGACUUAAAGGUCAUGGGAGGAAAGUUUACUUGGACUGGCCAGAGAUAUUCUUACUCGAUAAUGUCAAGAAUUGACAGAGCUGUGGCAUCUGCAGAUUGGCAAGACAUGUUCCCCAAGGCCUAUGUCCAACUUUUAGAUUGGAUUGGUUAUGAUCACAGACCAAUCUUAAUAUACACAGGUGAGAAAAGGAGAACCGGUUGUCCCUUAUUCAGGUAUGACAACAGAUGGCGUUUUAACAAGGAGAUUAAGGAAGAACUUGCUAGGACCUGGAAUUCUGAAUGUCACCACUUAUCACCUAAAAGUUUCUAUGAAGCUCUCAAGAAAUGCAGAUCAUGUCUUUCAAAGUGGAAAACGCAGAAUCCUAUUAACUCAGCAAGGCGAAUCCAAGAACUGAAAGCUCAGAUUCAUCAAGCGUAUAACACCUCUCCUGUUAAUUUAAAUCAUAUCAAAGUAUUGAAAACAGAACUAACCAAUGUUUAUAGGAUGGAAGAGGAAUACUGGAAGACAAAAAGCCGAAUCCAAUGGCUCCAAGCAGGAGACCGUAACACAAGAUUUUUCCAUGCAAAAACUAAACAAAGGAGAAGCUAUAACAGAAUUAGUGCAAUCACUGAUACACAUGGCAAAGUCUGGUCUGAUGAGAAAGGUAUCAGUCGAGUAAUUAUUGACUAUUUUCAUAAUCUUUACCGUACGGAUGAAAAUCAGGAAUACAUUGAUGAUGUUGUGCAAUAUAUUAAACCUCGAGUGUCAGAGGAGAUGAAUAAAGAGCUUACUGAGCCAAUCACAGAAGAAGAGUUGUAUCGAGCUGUCCGCUCUAUGUCAAGGGAAAAAGCUCCAGGACCGGAUGGUUUCAACCCAGGCUUCUAUCAUGGCCAUUGGUCCACUAUUCACACAGGUGUGUACAAAUUUGCCAAGCUAUUGUUUGAAGAAGGUGAGUUAGAUCCAAGAAUGAAUAAUACACACAUCUGUUUGAUACCAAAGGUGAGUCAGCCUAGUGAAGUAAGAGAUUACAGACCAAUAAGCCUAGCUAAUGUAGCAUAUAAAAUUAUAUCAAAAGCUUUAGCAGAGAGACUCAAACCAUGGUUAAAUGAUAUCAUUUCUACAAACCAAUCAGCUUUUAUUCCUGGGAGAAUGAUCACAGAUAACAUUUUAAUAGCGCAUGAGCUUAUUCAUUCUCUCCAUACAAAAAAGCUAGUCAAACCCUUUAUAGCUACAAAGCUAGAUAUUAGUAAAGCUUUUGAUAAGGUAGAAUGGUCUUUUAUUGAAGCAGUUAUGAGGAGAAUGGGUUUCUCUGAUCUCUGGUGCAAAUGGAUAAUGAAAUGCAUUACAACUGUUUCAUAUUCAGUGUUCAUCAAUGGACAGCCUGUUGGACAAAUCAAGCCUCAGCGUGUUAUAAGACAAGGUGACCCUAUAUCACCUUGUGUAUAUCUAUUAUGUACUGAAGCUUUAUCUGCCCUAAUCCAACAUAACAUCAAAGAGAAAAAGUUUGAUGGAUUUAAGGCCAGCAGAAAUGGUCCCCCAAUUUCUCAUUUGCUUUUUGCAGAUGAUUCACUAAUGUUCUGCAGAGCCUCAGUCGAUGAGUGUACAACUAUCCUAAACAUCCUGCAACAUUAUGAGAAAGCCUCGGGUCAGAGUGUAAAUUUUCAAAAAUCGGCCAUCACGUUUGGUAAAGGCAAAGAAGUUCUCCUGAAAUCAGUAAUUACAGCAAUUCCAACAUACAGCAUGUCCUGCUUCCUUUUGCCUCAAAGAAUAAUCACUCAGAUCACAAAAGCCAUGUGUCAUUUUUGGUGGUCCAACACUAAGGAUAAACACAAAGUUCCCUGGAUAGCAUGGAAUAAGAUCACUAAUUCUAAGGAAAUAGGUGGUUUAGCAAUUAGAGAUCUCAAAGAUUUCAAUUUAGCUCUGCUCGCAAAACAAAGUUGGCGGAUCCUCCAUCAACCAACAUCUCUAUUAGCAAGAGUUCUAAAAGCCAAAUAUUAUUCGAAGCAGAGUCUUCUUACCUCCACUUGCAAAUCGAAUUCCAGCUAUGCUUGGAAAAGUAUAUCCCAAGGUACUCAUCUACUAUCUCAGGGUAUUAAAUAUAUAGUGGGUACUGGUAAUCAAAUUAAUGUUUGGCAUGAUAAGUGGCUCCCUCUUAAUCCACCACGUCCAGCGAGAGGGCAUGGCGCCACUCUUCAUCCUACUUUAAAAGUUAGUGAUCUGAUAUCUCAAGGUAGAUGGAAUGAAAAUAUGCUUCAUAGCUACAUUCACCAUGAGGACAUUCCACACAUUAGGAGGAUAAGACCGUCUAUUACAGGAGCAGAUGAUGAAAUUGCUUGGAUUCAUACGAAGAGUGGACUCUACUCAGUUAAAUCGGGGUAUCACCUUCAGAGAAAGUUGUCCACUGAAAGCUCCUCGGAUACAAGUAGUUCGUUUAAUAUCUCAAGUUGCACAACAUUUAAAAAGCUUUGGGCAUAUAAUAUGCCUCAAAAACUAAAGCAUUUAUGGUGGAGAUGCCUUCAUAAUGCACUACCUGUGGCGAAUAAUUUAAAGAAGAAAAAAAUGUUGACUGAUGAUACAUGUCAAAGAUGUGGAGAAGCACCAGAAGAUCUUAAUCAUCUUCUUUUCCAUUGCAGGAUCAGCAAAGAGAUUUGGAGUCUUAGUGCAAAUAAUCACCAUCCAGGUUCUUUCUUCUCUUCCAAUUCUCUUACUCAAAAUGUAGAUAUGAUGCUGAAUUUGAGUAAAAACCAAAGAAAGGAUGUAAGUUUAUUCCCUUUCAUUGGUUGGCGCAUUUGGAAAAUGAGGAAUGAUUUGAUAUUCAAUAAUAAGAAGUGGUCCAUUCCUGACACUAUCAACAAAGCUAUCAUUGAUUCGCAGCAAUGGAAGGAAAGCUUGGAAGCCGCUCAUGAUGAUGUGCAGACAAAGCAAACUCAAGAGCAAAAGCAGUCUCAGUCUCUGUCAACGCCAACCUCCACACAAUCAAUUAUUAGUGAGGCCAAGGACUACUGCUGUUUUGUUGAUGGUUCAUGGAGAUCACCAAAUGACUGUGCAGGAAUUGCUUGGGUUUUAUAUCACAAGAAUGCACAAAUUUUAUUACAAGGCAAGGCGUCCAUCCCUCCUAUGAACACGCCUUUAGAAGUAGAAGCUGAAGCUUUAAAGCUAGCAGUUCAUCAUCUUAGCAGGUUGGGUUAUAACAACGUUAUGUUUUGUGGAGAUGCACAAAUCCUAUAUAAAAAUGUAGCUCACAUUCCCCAGUGCAAGCACAAGCAGUUAAACCGAGAUCAAUUUCUCAUUACAACCCAGUUGAGGGAUAUUGAGAACAUGGUUUCUUCAUAUGAAACUAUCACUUUUGUUAAAAUACCACGUUCUGUAAAUUAUGUAGCUGAUAGUCUAGCUAAAGAUGCUAGGAUAAGUAAGUCAGACUUUGUAAUAUCAUGGAAUACUGUAACUUGA
Molecule: messenger RNA, 5019 nt
Organism: Camelina sativa (false flax)
Lineage: Eukaryota; Viridiplantae; Streptophyta; Magnoliopsida; Brassicales; Brassicaceae
Source: RefSeq, a predicted model, not a curated record